Strongylus vulgaris is the source of this 1266-nucleotide messenger RNA. The record is from the annotation of a GenBank genome assembly. NCBI's taxonomy places the organism in Eukaryota, Metazoa, Nematoda, Chromadorea, Rhabditida, Strongylidae.
AUGAUCGCAUCCUAUUGCAACCACUGUCGCCUAGAAUACUCUCCCCCCUCGUGCGGUCUCGGCAACGGAGCAUAUUCGAUGAUCGACUUCGUAAGAGCCUGUGCUGGGCAAGAGAUCAUUAUUCCCGAAGGACAGGUCAUGGUGAUUGACGCCAGCAAAAUAUCGGAAAUAGAACUGCUAGCCUUCUGCUCAAGAGCAAUCUACAUGGAAGUUUGUAUAGUGAUGACCGGGACGGAAUAUAGAAGAUUACAAUGCCCUCACCUCAAACAAGUGAAGCCAUGCAAGUCAGGAAUGCCGAUAUUCACUAUUACACGAAAUCAGUAUCUAACAGCCGUCGAUAUCCCGGACAAAGUUCGCUACCCACAGCACGAAAAGCUUUUCCUUGUGAAAGAGAACGUCAGACUGCCUGUGAAAGUUAUACAGAGGUUGAAGAAGAUGUGCACUCAUUGCGAGAUUGAAGGCUUUUUCUCAAAAUGCAGUGGAUUGGGGCGAAUCACAAACGUUGCCGAAUUCGUGAAACGAUGUAUUGGACAACCGAUCAUUUCUCCAGGACCAAAUGUCGUACUAGAGGUUGAUCUUUCAAAUGUGCCAGAAAAACAGCUAAAUGCGUUAUUCGCGGAAGUUGUCGAAAUGCAAAUGUGUGUCACCAUCAGCGGAUCGUCUGUGAAGAAGCUCUCAUUCCCCAAGCUAACCCGAUGGCUAUCCUGUGCACCAGGAAAGGAUCCGUUGACUCUCACCUACAACUUUGAGCUGAUAUUUGUGGAAUUCCCCAGCUGCGGUCGUCAAUGCAUCCAGUCAGCCACAAUUCGAAGCAAUCCGAAGCUACCAAGGGCAGUAAUUGACAUUAUGGUCGGAUACAUUAGUCGCAGUGUGAUUGAGUACUACGUCCCAUCUUGCGGUCUGGGUAUCGGCGGCUUUACCGAAAUUGACUUCGUUAGGGCUUGUGCAGGAAAACCAUAUAUCAAAGCAGAAGGAAUCCAAAUGGUGAUCGAUGCUAGAGAAGUGUCGGAAAUGGAGAUGAAUGCGUUCUGCUCAAAUGCAGUUUAUAUGGAGGUCUGUAUCGUGAUGACCAUGACAAACUACAGAAGUCUACGAUGUCCGCAUCUCAAAUAUAUAAAAUCAUGCAAGCCUGGAACGCCAGCGUUCACCAUUGUUCAGAACUCGUAUUUGAGUGUUAUUGAAAUCCCGCCAAACGUUCACUACCCUAAAAAUGAGAAGAUCCUGCUUGUGGGCAUGAACCGGAAAAUCCCGUCCGCCAACAUUCAA